Messenger RNA from Cooperia oncophora, 243 nucleotides. The record is from the annotation of a GenBank genome assembly. Lineage: Eukaryota; Metazoa; Nematoda; Chromadorea; Rhabditida; Trichostrongylidae.
AUGGGAGGUUGGAAUUCCACGAAGUGGCAGAUCAGGGUGCGAACGGCGAUGACAUCAAGAAACCUCCUGGUGUGGACAUUGACAUACUAUUCGCAAGAGGAGAUCAUGGAGACAAAGAGGCGUUCGAUAGUAUCGGCGGUAUGGUGGCACAUUCGGAAUAUCCUCCAAAAGGCGUUCUCCAUCUUGAUGCCGAUGAGAGAUGGUCGUUCGAUGGAUCCGACGGAGUGGAUUUGCGCUACGUGA